AUGGCGUAUCCUAAUAAUGUUGGCAUCAAGGCCAUGGAGAUCUAUGUCCCCGGCCAGGCCUUAGACCAGUCGCUCUUCGAACAACAUCAGGGCGUUUCAGCUGGAAAGUACACCAUUGGCUUGGGUCUCAAGUACAUGAACUUCUGCAAUGAUCGUGAAGAUGCUACUUCCCUUGCUCUUACGGCAGUGUCCUCUCUUCUGAGGAAGUACAACAUCGACCCCAAGUCCAUCGGUCGUUUAGAGGUCGGCACGGAGUCCCUCAUGGACAAGGCCAAAUCUAUCAAGACUGUGCUUACCCAGCUCUUCGAGCCUGCCGGUAACACGAGCCUGGAAGGUAUUGACACCAUCAACGCGUGCUAUGGAGGCACGAGUGCUCUUUUUAAUGCCGUCAACUGGGUCGAGUCUCGCUCAUGGGACGGCCGCGACGCCAUCGUGGUGGCAUCGGAUAUUGCGCUCUACAAGGAAGCCUCUUCCCGGCCGACCGGUGGCGCCGGCUGUGUCGCCAUGCUCGUGGGCCCCCAUGCGGUGCUCUCACUGGAUCCGGCGCUCAAGGGCACCUUCAUGACCCAUGCCUACGAUUUCUACAAGCCCGAUCUCAAGGCGGAGUUCCCUGUAGUCAACGGACAUGAGUCUCUCCGAUGCUACACCUCCGCGCUGGACGGCUGCUACAACCGCCUUAGGGAGAGAGUUGAGGAGGCCAACGUGAAGGCGAACGGCCACGGCCCCAAGACUGAUACUCGCAGCCUGUUGGAUAUCUUCGACUAUAUGGCCUUCCACACGCCCAACUGCAAGCUUGUGAGCAAGUCUUACGGACGUCUGCUGUACAACGACUACAAGCAGGGUGGUGACGAGGACACCUGGGGGAAGGUCCCCGCCGAGCUGCGCGAGCUCAGCUAUGAGGACUCCCUGAAGAGCAAGGAGCUGGAGAAGCUUUUUGUCACCUUGUCCAAGGAUCGUUUCAAGUCGCGAGUCGAGCCUUGCAUUGCCGCUCCCACACAAUGCGGCAACAUGUACACAGGCAGUCUUUACUGCUCCCUUAUCAGCUUGAUCAGUAACAUCGACCUGAAGGACUCAGUGGGGAAGACGAUUGGCAUGUUCAGUUACGGUAGCGGAAUCGCCAGUACUCUGUUCGCGCUUAAGGUCACAGGUGAUCUUACCGAGCUGGUUCAAAAGAUUGAUAUCAUGGACCGAUUGAGUCAGCGCAAGAUUUCAACUCCCGAGGAAUAUGAAGAGGCUUGCGCCCUCAGAUUGAAGGCUUACGGCGCCAAGAGCUUUGAGCCCACUGGCAGCAUUGAGAACAUGGCCCCAGGCACAUACUAUCUCAAGGAAAUCGAUGAGGCGUACCGUAGAACGUAUGCCGUGAAGGAGUAG
Molecule: messenger RNA, 1371 nt
Organism: Colletotrichum siamense
Lineage: Eukaryota; Fungi; Ascomycota; Sordariomycetes; Glomerellales; Glomerellaceae
Gene: ERG13
Product: Hydroxymethylglutaryl-CoA synthase
Exons: 5
Coding region: 1-1371 (456 amino acids)
Biological process (GO): ergosterol biosynthetic process; acetyl-CoA metabolic process
Molecular function (GO): hydroxymethylglutaryl-CoA synthase activity
Source: RefSeq, a predicted model, not a curated record